This is a messenger RNA of Glycine soja, 3370 nucleotides long. Its product is annotated as serine/threonine-protein kinase STY8-like. The transcript has 13 exons. The record is from RefSeq and is a predicted model, not a curated record. The coding region runs from base 418 to 2733 and encodes 771 amino acids. Gene Ontology annotation, molecular function: protein kinase activity; ATP binding. NCBI's taxonomy places the organism in Eukaryota, Viridiplantae, Streptophyta, Magnoliopsida, Fabales, Fabaceae. Gene Ontology annotation, biological process: protein phosphorylation.
GAGAAAAUAAAAAAAAAUAAAAAUGGAAGGGUGAGUAGAGAUAGAGAGAGCAAACGCAAACGCUGGUUGUUUCGUUUUUGUUUUGUUGCUGUUUUUUUUUUAUCCACAAAUAUUACUUGUUAAUAUUAUUAAUUUUUGUUUAACAAAAAAUUUCCAACUGAUGAUUUUUACUUUAUAUCUCUCUUGUUUUUGCUACUUUAUUGGGUGUUGGAGAGAGAGUCAGAGAUAAGACCUUCAAGUUGAGUUGAGUUUUUUUAUUGCAAUCUGUUUUUGUCUGUCUAAUAAAAUAUUUUUAUUUAUUUAUGAGCCUUCUAGAGAGAAAGGGAGAUGAAUGUUGUUACUUGUUAUUAGUGGAGGCUUCUGAAGAGAGUGAAGAGUAGUAGCGUGUGUUGUGUUGUUGUUGCUGCUGCUGCUGCAAUGGGAACUCCACCAACGGAUGAGCUUGUGAAGAAGAUCCAACAGCUGGAGGAAGGACACGCGCACCUGAAGCAAGAAAUGUCGAAACUAAAACUCUCCGAUGUGAGACACGGCCACCAUCGCCAGAGGUCGCACUCCGUCUCUCCGCAGCGUUCUAGAUUGGGAGCUCCGCCGAAGAAGCGGAGCGAUGCACCGGCUGCUGCGUGGAAGCGAGGUUCGUGUUCUUUUAAACAGUCGUCGCCGCUGCAGAGGGAGAGUCGCGGUGGCGGCGAUCCUCAAAUUCACGGCGGAGGAGAAGAAGCUGCUCCGCGCCGUGGUCCCUCCGCCGUCAAUUUCACGGAACGGCAGUAUCUUAAUAUUUUGCGGUCAAUGGGACAGUCCGUUCAUAUAUUGGAUCUUAACUGUCGCAUAAUAUACUGGAACCGUAGUGCGGAAAAUCUAUAUGGUUAUACAGCAGAGGAAGCUCUAGGACAGGAUGGGAUUGAGCUACUUGUAGACCCUAGGGAUUUGGACUUGGCCAAUAAUACAGUGAAUCGUGUUAUGAUGGGAGAGAGCUGGACAGGGCAAUUUCCGGUCAAGAAUAAAACAGGGGAGAAGUUUUUAGCUGUAGCGACUAAUACACCUUUUUAUGACGAUGAUGGAAGCUUAGUUGGGCUAAUUUGUGUCUCUAUUGAUUUGCGGCCCUUUCUUGAAAUGAAAGUUCCAAUGCCUACUAGUGUAAGGAACAUCGAGUCAGAUUCAGAUUCAGGUGGAACCCGACCUAGAAGUAGCAUUACAAAUAAACUUGGCCUUGACACUCAACAGCCGCUUCAAGCUUCUAUAGCUUCGAAAAUUUCAAAUUUGGCAUCAAAGGUGGGUAACAAAGUUAAGUCAAGGAUCUGGAUGGGAGAAAACAAUUUGGAUCGGGAAAGUGGGAGUGGUGAAAGUCAUCAUUCUGAGCAUAGUUUGUUGGAAUCUGUUUUUUUGGAGCAGAGAGAGGAUGCUAAUUCCAGUGGAGCUAGCACCCCCAGAGGUGAUGUGCCACCAUCCCAUUUUGGUGCGUUUUCUCAUGUCGAAGAAAAAUCCCAGGGAAAAGCUCUGAGAGAGUCUGGUGAUGAGAGUGAAGGAAAAUCUAUUCAUAAAAUCAUACCUAAGGCUGAAGCCUGGAUUCAAAGGAAAACAUUAUCAUGGCCGUGGAGAACAAAAGAUCGAGAAGGAUCAGAUGCAAUGAAUGUUCGUGUUGCUGGGUCCUGGAGACAGAAUGAUCAAGAAAAUGAAUCAGUUAAUCAGAAGAUUCUUUCUUCUGGCUUGAAGCAAGAAAGCCAGGCAGGUGAAAGUAAUCGCCCUACUAACAAUGAGGCUUCAGGAUCCUGGUCCUCCUUUAAUGUUAACAGCACAAGUAGUGCCAGCAGCUGUGGGAGUGCUGGCAGUGGUGCUGUCAAUAAUAAAGUGGAUGUGGACACUGAUUGCUUGGAUUAUGAAAUUUUGUGGGAGGACCUGACAAUUGGAGAACAAAUUGGGCAAGGUUCUUGUGGAACUGUCUAUCAUGCUCUGUGGUAUGGAUCAGAUGUUGCCGUCAAAGUUUUCUCGAAGCAAGAAUAUUCAGACGAUGUGAUACUGUCCUUCAGACAAGAGGUGUCUGUCAUGAAAAGACUUCGACACCCAAAUAUUCUUCUCUACAUGGGGGCCGUGACUUCACCUCAACGUCUAUGCAUUGUGACAGAGUUUCUCCCGCGUGGAAGCUUGUGCCGCUUGUUACACAGAAACACAUCUAAACUUGACUGGAGACGGCGAGUUCAUAUGGCCUUGGAUAUUGCACGAGGUGUAAAUUAUCUUCAUCAUUGUAACCCACCUAUCAUCCACAGAGAUUUGAAGUCAUCAAAUCUUCUAGUUGAUAAGAACUGGACUGUGAAGGUUGGUGAUUUUGGUCUUUCACGUCUUAAGCAUGAAACAUAUCUCACAACUAAGACAGGAAGGGGCACGCCUCAAUGGAUGGCACCGGAAGUUCUUCGUAAUGAACCCUCUGAUGAGAAAUCUGACGUUUACAGCUUUGGAGUAAUAUUAUGGGAAAUUGCAACUGAAAAGAUACCUUGGGAUAAUCUCAACUCAAUGCAGGUGAUUGGAGCUGUAGGAUUCAUGAAUCAACGGCUAGAGAUUCCAAAAAAUGUUGAUCCACGGUGGGCUUCUAUAAUUGAGAGCUGCUGGCAUAGUGAUCCAGCUUGCCGGCCAACGUUCCCCGAACUGCUUGACAAGCUUAAAGAGCUGCAAAAACAGUAUGCCAUUCAGUUCCAGGCUGCCCGAUCCACUGCCAAGGAAAGCACCCAAAAGGAGUCCUAGACAACCUUGGAGCUAUUUUUUCUGUCACUGUGGCUGUGGCUGAUGCUUAAUGAUUUUUUUGCAUAUAUUUUACCAAAGCUGCUGGAGUAGAUGAGUUAGUACCAAGUACAAACAGCUGGUCUUGGAACCAUGUAGAGUAGCUGAUCCUGGAGUCCUCCAACAUUUGCUAAGGUAUUAUGAAGAACGAAGAAGGGAGAUGGACUGAUAAAACUUAAAAGAGAGGUGGGGAUUGCCAAACUUUUGAUAGUGAUUGGAUUAGUCAUCUUAUUUUUCUCUAGUGGCAUUUUAAAGUUUCUUCAAUUGAUUGGUGGUGUUGUGUUUGGAGUCUUGUCAAUCGGAUCGAUCACCACCCGCAUUGUACUUUUCUAUGCAAAUGUUUGCGCCACUAUUUAAAAGUUGUACAGAAGGUAGCGAAAAGAAAGGGAAAAAAAUUCGUUUGACUACAUAGAUUAGAAUCACAAAGUCAGUGUGGUUCUGUGUUUUCAGUUAAUGUUGGAUCUUUAUCAUUAUCCACUUGAAGCAAAAAGUGCAACUUAGCACGUCAGACAGCCUUCCAUUCAGCAUUUGGUUGGCCUGUUUCAAUUCAUCUUAUGGAACGAGUGUAGAGAACAAUUCCAGUGUGCAUGGUAAUUUUCAA